AGAUACCAGGUCUCUCUCGCUCUUUUUCUCUCCCUUGUUCUUUCGCCACAGCAUUCCAUGCCCCGUCUUUACUAGAAGAAUGCCAUGCAAGAUUUUAUAUCCAGUUGGAAAUAAGACUCUGCUUCUUCAUUGCUUAGAAACACAGAUAUUAUUUUUUUGGUGUGAGAUAUUUAGGAGGUUGUGGGAAAUACUGGGUUGAGGAAGAAGCAAUCUGAGAUGUGGCCAGAAUUUUAAGACCAGCUCAGAGUGCACUUGGUUUUUCUUCGGUUGGCUGCUGAACGAUGCUGUACCGAGGGAUGUAUGCGUUUUAGUACUCCAGCUUUAGCGUAUGGAAUGUGUAAGAAAUGUAAGCAGUCCUAGCACAUGAGAGCAAUGGGGAGUAAGGCUGGAUUUUCAAACUCUCUUUCUCAGCCGGAUCAUCCAUUCUUCCAGGUGUCGUGCAGCCACAACCAGCAGACUACAACAUUUAGGCAUCCUGUGACUGCCCAGUUUUCUCCAGAAAACAUCGAGUUUCUUUUACAAGAGGAGCAUGCUAUGUCAGUGAGAGGAAUUGCAUCAUCAGGCUCUCGGGAAAGCUUGCACUGGCAGAAUUCACAUAUGUCCAAGCAUCAGAUAAACCAAAGACCCUCAAGCAUGGUCAGUGAAACAUCUACUGCAGUAACUACAUCCACUGUAGAUACAAAACCUGGCUCCAAAGUGAUAAAAUCUGGCAAUAAAAUUCAUAGCUUUGGGAAGAGGGAUCAGUCUAUAAGAAGGAACCCUAGUGUUCCUGUUGUGGUGAGAGGCUGGCUUCAUAAACAGGAUAGUUCUGGGAUGAGAUUAUGGAAAAGACGAUGGUUUGUGCUUGCUGAUUAUUGUUUGUUUUAUUACAAAGAUAGCAGAGAAGAAUCUGUUCUUGGAAGUAUACCCUUGCCUAGCUAUGUGAUAUCAUCAGUUGGACCUGAAGAUCAUAUAAAUCGCAAGUACUCCUUUAAGGCUGUCCAUACAGGCAUGAGGGCUUAUAUUUAUAAUAAGAGUUCUGUUAUUGGCUCUCAGGCAGAACAUUCAGGGAUGCGCACAUACUACUUUAGUGCAGACACUCAAGAAGAUAUGAAUGGCUGGAUCCGAGCUAUGAAUCAAGCUGCCCUUAUGCAAACACGUUCAUCACCAAAGAGAGAAACAGAAAAGAUAGAUCAGCAAGCUGUUCCUCAAGCCAAUCAUGGGGAUCCCUGCAAAGAGUGUGCAAAGUUAGGGUCUGUUGAUGGGAAAGGAAAUUAUAGGAAAUCACCUGAAAGUUCUGGAUAUGAUAAGCAUGAAGAGAUGAGAAAAACAAGAGAAAAUGAACGCUAUGCUAUCAGAAAAGAUACUGUAGAAUCAAAAAGGGAGAAAUCUAAACAUCCAAGGACAUCCGAGGUUGGCGCAUUGAAUUCGGAGUUAACUGUGUCUUGGUCCCAAGCAGCACAACCUGUUGAGAAGAAUGGAACACUCUCGAGUACAUUAAAUGCAAGUACUGACCCAGUGGAGCAGAAUGGCAUUGGUUUGUAUAAACGAGGAUUUGUUCCCAGACCAAAUCAAGAUAAGCAGAAACAAAGGAAAAACAACAUGGCUCACAUAGAGCACUGGGUAAAAGUCCAAAAAGGAGAUACAAAAAGUCUUGCAUCUGAUCAGAAUCUUAUUCGCCAAGCACCAAGCCAUUCCAUAUCUUUUCCUGAAAAUUAUCAUACUUUGCCAAAGAAUACCAGGCAGCCUUCAGGAAGCUCACCUCCUCCAAAUCGCAAUUUGCCAAGUGACUACAAGUAUGCUCAAGACCGGGUUAGCCACUUGAAGAUGUCCAAUGAUGAGAGGAGAGCUAACAAAGAUGGCACCGUAUGGCAGUUGUAUGAGUGGCAACAGAGACAGCAGUUUAAACAUGGUAGUCCAACAGCCCCUAUUUAUGUUGGUUCUCCAGAUUUUACAGACCGUAGCAAGGGGAGAAGUUCACUAGAUGUUCCACGUUCAGUUUCAGUUCCCCCAUCACCUUCUGAUAUACCUCCACCAGGACCCCCUAAAAUAUUUCCACCCAGAAGACCACAUACUCCUGCAGAGAGGGUUACUGUCAAGCCAUCCAAUGAGAGGCAGAUGAUAGACAUUCCUUUUGUUGGGUCACCAAGGAAGACUCGAAACCAUACUCUAAAAAAUUCCACACACAUAGAUAGGCGCUCCAUGCCUGCAAUGGGAUAUAUGACCCAUACUGUAAGUGCUCCAAGUUUGCAUGGGAAAUCGGCUGAUGACACCUACAUCCAGCUGAAGAAAGACCUAGAAUAUCUGGAUCUAAAGGUGACAGGACGUGAUUCAAUGAAAGAGCGAAAUACAAAACCCAUCAAGAUUGGAGAAAGUGAUAUUGAUGUGAAACUAAGUGUCUUCUGUGAACAAGACAGGAUUCUACAAGACCUCGAAGACAAGAUUAGAGCUCUUAAGGAAAACAAAGAUCAGUUGGAAUCUGUCCUGGAAGUGUUACAUAGGCAGAUGGAACAAUACAAAGACCAACCACAACACACCGAAAAAAUUUCAUAUCAGCAGAAACUUUUGCAAGAGGAUCUUAUACAUAUUCGGGCUGAAAUAUCUAAAGUGUCUACAGAAAUGGAAAAUGCAUGGAAUGAAUAUCUGAAAUUGGAAAAGGAUGUAAACCAGCUAAAGCAUGCCUUACAGGAACAGAUGAAUAGAUCAUGUUUUCCUCAGGAGAAAGCUCAAAUGCAAAAGGAUUUGUGGAGAAUUGAAGAUGUUACAGCUGGCUUAAGUACAAAUAAAUCCAACUAUAAAGUCAUCAUAGAGUCCAUAAAAAAUCCAGAGAGAAAAACAGUGCCUUCAUUUUCAAAGCCUCUUGUGCCUUCAUUAUCAUCUACUCUCAUGUCAGCAGACAACAAACUUUCUACUCAGCGAAGUCCACCAUCUAGUCCUCUCAAGCCCUCUUUGGAAGUCAGACUUUUUCCUCAGCCUUAUACACAGCCUAGAAUGUUCUCCCCGUCCCAGCAACUGAAAAAAGUUGAGCCUCCAGUUCAAUCACCAGUAAAAUUGAAGCCAAAGCUUGAAGAUGAAGCACCACCAAGACCUCCUCUUCCACAGCUGUAUAGUCCUGAUGACCACCCACCAGCUGUCCCACCUCUUCCCAAGGAAGCCACUGUCAUUAGGCACACAUCAGUGCGGGGCCUGAAACGCCAGUCAGAUGAAAGAAAGCGAGACCGAGAACUAGGACAAUACGUGAAUGGAGAUUAUAGGGUAGAACUCCGUUCAUAUGUGAGUGAACCUGAAUUGGCCACAAUAGGCAGUGAUAUGAGCCAACCUUCCAUUGGUUUUCUAGGUACUGACAGUAGAUACCAGACAUUACCUAGCAGAGGAUUAUCUGGCUCAACUUCCCGACUUCAUCAGUCAUCAUCAGCUUCUUCAUAUGCAACACUUCGGAGAGAUGGUUCCAAGGAGAGACCAAAGAGUGCCUUGGAACGUUUGUACUCUGGAGACCACCAAAGAGGCAAGAUGAGUGCUGAGGAACAACUAGAAAGAAUGAAGCGACAUCAAAAGGCAUUGGUUCGUGAACGCAAGAGAACGCUUGGUCAAGGAGAAAGACAGUCACUCUCAUCACGAUCAUUCAUCCGGCCUGUUUCUGCAGACAUAGGCUCAUGGAAGCGGGAGCAAGAAUUUGACUUGCAGCUACUGGAAAGAGCAGUACGCACAGAAGAAAAAGAGGAAAAUAACUGGUUGACAGUUGAACCUGUAUUGGUGACAGAAGCAGACCUAGAACCUCAAGAUUAUAACUUAGACAUUAGCAAGGAGUUGGCAAAACCUGAAAAGGUUGCAAUUCCAGAGCGUUACGUUGAGCUGGAGCCUGAAGAACCUCUCACUCCUGAAGAGUUAGCAGCAAGGCGUCACAAGGCAGAAAAAAUAAAGAAUAUUCUUACAAAGUCAAGUAUGCACAACCUACAGCCUCCAGUUGCUCAGGACAAGUACAGCUCUGCUAAUUUAGAUUCACAGUUGCAAGAGCAAGAACGCAUCAUUACCAUAUCAUACGCACUGGCUUCUGAAGCCUCUCAGCGGAGUAAGGAGGUGGCAGCUCCGCAAUUGACCUACCCAUCUAAAGCACCCUCACCUUCUGUACCUCAGCCACCCCCCUUAAGCAAUGGAUUUCACUACACAUUUGUCUAAACACCUUGAAACCAAAGCAGUAACUGAACACUAAUACCUGGUUGCAGAUCAGCAACAACCUCUGAUGAAGGAAAAACAGCGAGGAGGAGGGAAGAAGGGACUUCCUUGCAUCAGCUUUCUCUCAAGCUUAUUCUUCAUUCGAAUAUUUAACAAUACAGAUUAAAUAAAGGCCCCAAGGGAUUUUCUACACACACGCAAAACACACUGAGAACUGUUUAGUCUAUCUGCCUUCUGUUUUUUAAUAUAGGAGAACAGCACUUUUUAGUAUAUUGACAUUGGCUACAACUCACCCCGCAGUCAAGCACAUUAAAGUCCUCUUACAGGUCUGAAGGGUGUAAUGUGUUGGAUUGCAAGCCAGUCUGUUUUUAGAAACAGUGUGUAUAAGAUUCUUUUUUAAAACAGCAUAAAAGGCAAUGGAUUUCAUUCAUUAAAAGCUCAGACACAUGUUGUAACGGCAGAUGUUGCUUUGUUUCUAAAAAGGAAAGUUUUUGGAAGCACAUAGUGUUUCUUUAGGAAUAACUUGAGAACUUUUUCUAGUUUUUCAGCAUUGAUAAUGCCUUUCUGUCCACUCAUUAUCAAUCAGGUGGAAUUUUAUUGAAGUAUUAAAAGUGUCAUGAUUUCUGGAAUCUCAUCUAAACACCAAAAGGCAGAAGCAAAACUUGCAAAGGAUAUACCCCUGUUAAUAAGUAAAUUGUUGCACCACUUAUUAGUACUGGCAGCAGUUAUAGCCCUGCCCUGUUGUUUUUAGUAACUCAGUCCCAGUCCAAUUUAACAAUACAGUCCAAUAUAGUUUAAAACUAUACAUUUUUUCUUUAACUUAGGGUUUGGGGCAGUAAAAUAUUUAGGGGGUGGUCCAAACCCUGCCCCACCACAGGUGGAGCACCUACAUAGAGAGGAUUCCCAUAUAGCUCAAUAAAGCCCUGAUUUCCCUCUUCAGAGCAUGGAUAUUGCAUGCAGAGGAAGCAUGGCAGGCCAUGACAUGGAAUGGAAAGUUGGAUGCACUGCCUGUCUGUGCUUGGAUUUGAGUUAUUCAAGCUCCAAGCUCACUCAACACUUGACACACAAAGAGGAGCAUGCAAACAUUUCUGAUGGUCUGUCUUGCUGCUCAUGUACCUGGAUGUAUACCCAAGAGGAGGGAGAGAGAAGAAACUGGCCCUAAUGAGCCCUUGGGAAUCUUCCACAUGCAGGCUCUGCAUCCAUGUGGGGGAUUGCAUUGUCCACCUUAAAAUGAAAUCUAUAAAGUAAGCAAUAAAAUCAUUAAUAGAACCUGUCAUUUUACUAUUAAAUAUUUAUAUACAUUUAAUCGAAUGUUUUCAGCAACAACAAAAUAAAAAUGAUUUACAGUUAACUAUUUAUAAUAUUAUAUAUUAAUUCAUCUGGUACCCUCAGUCUUGCUAAAGACUACCUAAAGACCUGUGUUUGCAUAGGAUAUAUUUUCUUAACUCUUGGGCAAAAUGCUGGCCAGUGACAGAUGAAGUGUUGAAUUGCUGGCAUGUUAUUUUACUUGAAAAAGUGUGUAUAUAUUCUUAAGUGUGUGGCUUGCAAAUAUGACAAUACAUUGGUUUGUACUGAGUUGAUCAGCCCAAAGCAAGAAGUGGAUUCACAAAUAUUUUGCAGUGAGUUGUGGAAUUUUAAAUCACUGUUUUGCAGCAUUCAUGUACAGUGCACUUCUUUUAUACAGUAAAAAUAAUACUAACCCUUUUGAACUAUUUUGGCAUAAUUGGUGGGGUAAGCUGUUCUAUAUGUUACACUUUCCAGAUGGAGGCCACUGGAAACGGCCUCACCAUUACGAAAGACAGUCUCCGUUUCACCUCUAGCUGCUGCUGGACAUGUGUGGAGAUAAUGGCAGAUAUCCAUAUAGUGAGCUGAUCUAGAUUUAUGGUGUGGAACACUUGCUAUGUGAACACUUGCUGGUUAAGUGGCCUUCAUGUAGAGAACUGAACAUGUAGGCUGGCUGAUGGUUGCUACCGUAAUGUGGCUCUGUUCCAAAUGAAUGCAAUUGCAGAGUUUUUCCAAGCUCUUCUGUGUUCUCAUCUAUGGAAAGACAAAGCUCUUGAUUCCCCAUUCUCCCAUCUUUUUGUUCUCAAAGAAGACGCUAUGCUCAUGAGGUUCCUUUUGAUUGUAAUAGUUAUUAGUAUCAGCAAUUGCUAAUAAGUUCUUCCAGAGUAAAUAGAGUGCACUGUAUGGGUUAAAUGAGUGGAAAAUUAUUUCAGGAAGUCAUCAUCAUAUUGGUCCCAUAAUAAUAUGUGUAAGUAACUGGAGAUAAUGGUCACAAUCUCUCUGUGACUACUUAGUGCUUUUGCAUAUUUGUUUUUGAAGAGCAGUUCUCUAUGCUUCAUGGCAAACCACUGCUGGGACUUUGAGGAUGUUUCAAAAUCAGUUUGUGAUGCUGCAUUUGGGGGACUGCCUUUCUAAAUUCCUGCUGGGAGCAUGCAAGUCUUUGGGUCAGCCUAAAAGGGCUCCUGGAUUGUGCUCCAUAUGUUUUAUUAGUUCAGUUUGCUGGUGGAAGUGAGGCUUCAAUUUUUUGAAAUUCCACUUCAGACUAUAAGAGAAUAGUCUGAGCAAAUAUGGAGGGCUCCGAUAUGCAAGAAGAGGAGGGGAGAGCUAGAACAUAUUGUUUUAUUCAUGUUUUGGGACACACCAGGUUAGUCUGAGAAAGAGAUUAGAUAUGACAAAACUAAAACCAGGAGGUCUGUGCUAAAGUACAACAAUCUCGUUUUGCAGUUUGUGCACAUCCACUUGUGUAUUCGACCUGUGUAUCUGCAAGCAAAACACUUGCACUGUUCCAUAAGUGGUCAGUCUACAUAAUUUUUCCUAUACAGAGUGUAUCACUAUGUAGAGAGAAGUAAUCUGCAUAAAGGCUCUAAUCUUUUUCUCAAGCUAACCUUUAUCUGUAUCCUCUUUAGUGCUAACAAACUCACUCUAAAAGAAUCCUACUUCCCCGCUCAUUUUUGCUGGGGGUGGUCCAAAGAGAUAUUUAGAUCUAUGUAUUCCAGCACUUACAUUCUAGAUUGAAAACAUAAGUGAGCCUUUCAAUUUGUGAAGCUCUUAUUCAGUUUUAGCAGUGUCAGUUAAUUAAAAGGUCUCCACCUACCUUAUGACUCUUAUCAAGAAGUAACGGCAAGUGUUUAAAAUUUAUAUAAAAUGUUUAUUCUAUUUUGACUAUAUUUGGAAGCUAAGCUUGAGAAAUGUAUUUAGAAAAUGUGGUCUAUUUUUAACUAACACAAUACUGCCAGUGUCAAGUCUGUAACAUUUUGCCAAAAUCAAAUGAUUUUAUUUUUGCCUUUAUAAAAAUGUCAAAAUAAAUAUUUUGCAAGAAAACAUAAUUUAAAUAAAAUGUAACAGUUUGGGGGAAAUUGUAUAUGUACAUAUUAAACUAUUAACAUAA
Messenger RNA from Hemicordylus capensis (graceful crag lizard), 7543 nucleotides. RefSeq names its product pleckstrin homology domain containing A7 (gene PLEKHA7). Gene Ontology annotation, cellular component: pore complex; zonula adherens. The record is from RefSeq and is a predicted model, not a curated record. Gene Ontology annotation, molecular function: protein binding. The transcript has 27 exons. Lineage: Eukaryota; Metazoa; Chordata; Lepidosauria; Squamata; Cordylidae. Bases 364 to 4155 code for a protein of 1263 amino acids. Gene Ontology annotation, biological process: zonula adherens maintenance; cell-cell adhesion mediated by cadherin; pore complex assembly.